AUGGACAAUGAAGCCGAGCUGGCCAGCUUGAAAUUGCCUCUUCUGCGAUGUGGGAAGAUAUGCAGCGAGUUCAGGAAUAUUAUACAAAAAUAUAUGGCUCAUUCUAACGGUCAACACACAAGCUUUCGUGACUGGGCUAAAUUACGGUACAUGGGUGGGAUUAUUUAUGACCUGAAAACAACACUUACUGCCACUGUUGCCAGCGCUGUUAUCGACCAGUAUAAGACCAUGAUCGAGGAAGCAACAUCUGAUCUGCAAGAGCAUCUACAAGAUAUUAAGAAAAGAUUGCAAUCGUUUGAUCAGCACAGGGAUUCUGUUCAAGAUCUUAUCAAACUCGGCGGUACUCCAGGGCCGUCUGAUGGAGCUGACAAACCGACUGAGACAAAUGUCAGAACAGGGCGUAAGGCCUCCGAAUUGGCACACAGAGCCCACACAAAUAUCUUUUUAAACGUGACAGCAUCAGACGAGUCACAUCAGCUCGUGACACUUCGCUACAGCAAUUGUCUCGGGACUUCUGUGGACAGGUCGGGAUAG
Aspergillus niger is the source of this 534-nucleotide messenger RNA. RefSeq lists its product as uncharacterized. The record is from RefSeq and is a predicted model, not a curated record. Bases 1 to 534 code for a protein of 177 amino acids. NCBI's taxonomy places the organism in Eukaryota, Fungi, Ascomycota, Eurotiomycetes, Eurotiales, Aspergillaceae. The transcript has 5 exons.